Molecule: messenger RNA, 566 nt
Organism: Triticum aestivum (bread wheat)
Lineage: Eukaryota; Viridiplantae; Streptophyta; Magnoliopsida; Poales; Poaceae
Exons: 2
Coding region: 2-541 (179 amino acids)
Source: RefSeq, a predicted model, not a curated record
UAUGAAAAGAUGGAAGAAACGGUGCAAAAGGGAGAAUGUGUAUGAUGAGCAUGGGAAUUUAAUAGAAGAGAAGGCAACCGAUUCGUUGAAUGAAGCUACGAGGAAGAAGAUUUCAGUUGUACGCAACAAGUUGGAAGAUCUAAUUCAGAAGGCCAAGCACUCGGAUGAAGGCAUGGAUUUUCUAACAUCAAGUGUAUUAAAUAUUGAAGCACCUUUGGAUGAAAUGGUUCCUACAUCAGGUGUGAAGCACACUAGACAAGAUGAGUAUGAGGCUUUUAUUGGUUGCAAUAUUCCUACUGAAAUUGACAUACACCCACCAACUGAUGUUCGCACGGUGGGGAGAUGCAAAAGAAUAAAGAGAGGAAAGGAAAUAAGUGAGGAGGAACAGAAAAAGAAGAAGAAGGAAGCCAAGGUAAAGGUUGCACGCUUGUGCAAGACUUGCAAACAAAUAGUUUUUCAUGAUAGUCGCAAUUGUCCUAGCAAAAAAGAAGGCAAAGGGGCGGAGAUUGUGCAGCAGAUGAAGCCAAGUGGUGUUCCGUGAUGGGCUGAUGGCCCUCAGUCUGUUG